Molecule: messenger RNA, 375 nt
Organism: Penicilliopsis zonata CBS 506.65
Lineage: Eukaryota; Fungi; Ascomycota; Eurotiomycetes; Eurotiales; Aspergillaceae
Exons: 1
Coding region: 1-375 (124 amino acids)
Source: RefSeq, a predicted model, not a curated record
AUGACUGAAGCUCUAGGCGUUGCGGAAUCAGUAGCUGGCAUUUUGUCUCUAGCCGGACAGAUUUGCAGCGGCAUUCAAGAGCUUUAUGCCUUCAUCGACUCAAUCCGCCAGGCAGAAACGGAGUAUCAAAUUAUUAAAGAAGUGCUGAUGGUGCUUGAUAAUGUCGUUCAUUCUAUCUCUGAAGACUGUGCACACCAUCCAGAUGGACUCGACGCCGAAUUGCUGCAAAAAGCUCUAGAAUUGUGCAGCUCGUCUAUUCAGAGGCUCAUUGAUAUUGUGAGGCCACGGGGGGCUAAUAGCUCCACGACUGAGAAGAAGAGUUCUUGGAGAUCUCUCGUGAUAAUGGUCAAGAAGCAGAGACUCAAUGAUUUUUAA